Molecule: messenger RNA, 2149 nt
Organism: Drosophila melanogaster (fruit fly)
Lineage: Eukaryota; Metazoa; Arthropoda; Insecta; Diptera; Drosophilidae
Exons: 3
Coding region: 692-1966 (424 amino acids)
Biological process (GO): lipid metabolic process; lipid catabolic process
Molecular function (GO): hydrolase activity, acting on ester bonds
Source: RefSeq, marked reviewed
AUUUACCCCCAUCAAAUGGGGGCGUUGUUUUGGUUAUUAAGCCCCAUUUAUAGAUUUUAAGAGCGGUAGUUGUAUAUUUUACGGCCUCUACUUGUUACUGGGGAAAAUUGGGUUUUGAUUACAAAAGUCGGCUGACAUCUAUCGAAUUAUUUGAAUUUGAAUGAAGUGAAGUAUAAAUCUGAUUGAGCUUUUCAACAUUGAAGUGAGUCUACUUGGAGAUGUCUAAGUUGCAUCCGUUGAAGAUAAGAUUGGAUUUAGUUAGAUUUACAUAAUAUUAACUCUUGGUAACUUAUAACUAAAUUAACUGUCGGAGGUUGUACGAUAAUUAAUCUUGAGAGCAAAAAGUGUCGAGCAUACACGCGAAAACUCAAGAAUACCACUUGGCACUCGAAAAAACCGUUUUUAUCACUAGUAUUAGUGAUGGAGAAAUUGAAACUUUCCUGUACACAAGUUAAGUAGGUUCUAAGCUCGCGCGGAAAUCCCCCAUGUGCCUCAUCAACAGGGAUAUAUGGAUUCUUAUUUUACUAUCCGAUAAUGUUUCUUAUGUUCCGACCCCACUUAAGUUUAUUCCUUUUUAAUUGGCUUAUGUAGUUGAUCGGCUCGUAUCAAAUUAAGUACUUAACUAAAGUGCUUGACUAAACUGUUUAUAAGGGAAUGGUUAUCAGAAAAUUUUCACCAGUUGAGUCGCAAAAUGUAUAGAUCACACAUCGCUGUCAUUUGUGCCUUCGUGGGCAUAUUCGUGGGGACAGUUGUCCAGUCUGCUCCUUUUUCCAAUGAUCCUGCAGAGGUCCCAAACUUCUAUGAAUUGUUCAAUAAUCCCGAUGCACACUUAUCCUUGACCAAUGGUCCCGACACGAUCCAUUUCAUCGAGGAACAUGGUUAUCCAGUUGAGCGACACUAUGUGACCACUGAAGAUGGCUACAUUAUCAGCCUCUUCCGAAUUCCAUACUCGCACAAUAUCCAAAACCAGCAAGAAAAGAGGCCCAUUGCUUUCAUUCAACACGGUCUUUUUGCCAGCUCCGACUUUUGGCCAAGCUUGGGACCGGAUGAUGGACUUCCUUUCCUGCUCUCCGAUGCUGGAUACGAUGUUUGGCUGGGCAAUGCUCGUGGAAACAGAUACUCGAAAAACCAUACCUCUCGUCUGACAAGUCAUCCGGACUUCUGGCGCUUCAGUUGGCACGAGAUUGGAUACUUUGAUAUUGCCGCAGCUAUUGACUAUACCCUGUCCACGGAGAACGGACAGGAUCAGAAGGGUAUCCACUACAUAGGACACUCCCAAGGCACCACGGUUAUGUUUGUGCUGCUGUCCUCAAGACCGGAAUAUAACGACAAGAUCAAGACGGCUCACAUGCUGGCUCCUGUGGCAUUUAUGGAUCACAUGGACGAUGUUAUGGUCAACACCUUGUCUCCUUACCUCGGUUUUAACAAUAUCUACUCGACCCUCUUCUGUUCUCAAGAAUUCUUGCCCCACAACGAUUUCGUCCUGGCUCUGAUGUACAGUGUUUGUCUUCCGGAAUCGAUUGUUUACAGCUUUUGCAGCAGCAGUAAUGAAACAACUACUGAGGAAGGAAGAACUAAUUCGACCGCCUCUGCGUUGACUUCUGGAGUGAUGCCUGCUGGUGUUUCCACGGAUCAAAUCCUGCACUACAUGCAGGAGCAUCAAUCGGGACAUUUCCGGCAGUUCGAUUUUGGCACCAAAAAGAAUAUGAAGGUCUAUGGAACGGAAGCCCCAGAGGAUUACCCAACUGAGCUAAUCACGGCUGAGAUGCAUCUGUGGUAUUCGGACAGCGAUGAGAUGGCCGCAGUUGAGGAUGUCCUGAGGGUGGCGGAAACGCUGCCCAACAAGGUGAUGCACCAUAUGGAGGAUCCACUAUGGGAUCAUAUGGACUUCGCUCUCAACUGGGAGGUGCGCCAAUAUAUCAAUGAUCCGAUUGUAGCCAUUCUAAACGAGUACGAGGGGAAGUGAUACGGACAUUGUCCUGGUGCUUAACUUAACUUAGUUUUAAUCUAGGUCCACUUCGGUUGAUCCUAUCAUAUCAUAUCAUAAACGGAUGUAUAACUCUUUAGCAUUGAACAGAUUUGCACCUCAAGCUCGACAUUUAUUUCAUUCAUACUUAAUGUACACAUACAUGCUUACUCAAAUCAUAAG